Daldinia caldariorum is the source of this 2002-nucleotide messenger RNA. RefSeq lists its product as uncharacterized. The coding region runs from base 262 to 1776 and encodes 504 amino acids. The record is from RefSeq and is a predicted model, not a curated record. Lineage: Eukaryota; Fungi; Ascomycota; Sordariomycetes; Xylariales; Hypoxylaceae. The transcript has a single exon.
UCGUUGUCGAGACCGGCUAGAGGCCAUACUUAAGAAGCAGGCGAAUAAAGCUAAAGGUAAGAUACGAGCGUUAAAUCCCAGCGGGAUGGUAGCUAAUGAAUAGUAUUAGGUGGUCCAGUAAAAAACGGCGAAGAUUACAAGGGCCAUGUUUCCAAGUUGUUGGAUUCUGCCAGUUUCCCUAUCAUAUGGGAGCAUUGUAUCCUUCCAUUUCUCGUCGAGUUCAUUCCGAAAUGGUGCGGCCAUGGUCAUGUCAUUUCUGUAAUGCGUGGACGAAAGCCCAACUCCAGACGCAUAUGUAUUAUGACGAAGCAAAACGUCUCCAGAGCUCGAAGGCUAGUCAUUGCAGCUCAUGUACGGGACCUAUUACCCAAAAACCACCAUAAUUUGGUCGCCUUCGUAUUCUCCGUCGGAGAGGUAAAUCGGCUUGUAUGGUCACGAGGGCUAAGUAAAGAUAUGGCGGAUGAGGUUUGCCGUCCGCGUAAUCCUUUCUUUUAUACGAUUCCGUGUAUGGGGGAUAGCAUUGGAGCUACAUCCGAGGAUGGCGAUGAGGCUACUGCAACAUUAGGUCCCUGCAUGGCCAUCAACGGUGGGAAUUUUUGGUUGGUUAAUUUUCACCCGUUUAUUGAAGCAAGUAAAGGAACUCGGCCAAUACCUAUCGAGCACCCGUCUCCGAUGGACCGUGCAAGGUGCUUGGGUGAGAGUCACGAAGCUUUAAAUAAUACCAACCUCAACUUCCUCAUCGGGAAUUUGACGGCGACUUCCGGGUUCGACUUGAAGACCACUCGAGUUUCUCACGAUCCAUAUUGGGAAGAGUGUGACAUGGAACCUCCAUUGGUUGUUACAGAUUGGGCAUUGGUCUCUACAAAGUAUCAGCAGGCCAACAUGCUCCGAAAGUUCCCUACUACCAACCAGAAGCAAGAGACUCCAAUAAUCUCGAUGAGCUCAAUCGUGCCCGGAGCGACGGUGUACUCAACAGGGCGUACCUCGGGUUUCCAGAGAGGCCAGGUCUGCGACAUACCUGCGUAUGUCGACGGUGUAGGAAAUGGUACAGGAAAGGCAUCUCGGGAAUGGUACGUAGAAGAACCUGACCCUUACGACGACGAAGAAUCCUGGAUUCGUGGUGGUAUAGGGAUUGAAGGUGAUAGCGGUGCCGUGAUUAUCGAUUCCGAAACUAAUGCUAUGAUCGGCCAGCUUUGGGGGCGAAACAAAUACUACGGUCCCGGACCGCGACACACUUUCUUUACGCCUAUAUACGACAUCUUAGACGACAUCCGAGAGCGGUGUGGCGAGGAGAGACGGCCUCAGCUGCCUACAUACCGCGAUGAGGCAGAAUGCUGGCCUGUUUAUCCGGUCUGUACGCAAUGUUUUAACCUUAGCGAAUACCUCGAAAGUCGGCGCAGUUCUCGGGAAUCGUUAAUGUCUAUGAUCGGGGCGCACGAUGCAAAAGCUGGGGAUAUUGACAAUGAGAUAGCAUCUGUAUCGGAGUUGGCAACACCAAGAGACGCGUCGAACGUAAUUCGCCACGUAGGACUCGAAGCAAUAAGUCCAUCGUUCAGCGGCGUAGUAUCUCCUGCACCAAUACAUGCCUUCGAUCCUAUUUCUCAGGGCCUAUCCCCAGGCAAUUCCGAGUUGAGAAGUCCCUAUGCGCAGAUCCUAAAAGACGACGAUCUCUACGAAAGGAGCCCUGAUACCAGUGGGGUUACAACAAAUAUAUUGCCAACGCCAAUGGCACGUACGCAUGGCCGACCACCAACCAAAAAGCGAAAAUUAGCAUAGCCGCUUACGGGAUGUGAUGGUUGUCGGCGAGGUACCCCUUUUCCAGGAUUUAGGUAUAUCUUUAAUCACUGAACAUGGCUACCUGAUCAUCCGGGAAGUCCCCCACGUGCCAUCUUCCUGGCACGUUGAUUGCGCCUGUUAUGAUUGGCUCUGGAGCCCUUGUUUGCUUCCUUACGUCUCCUAGCGCUUUCGGUAUCUUUAUCGCCAGAUGGACCGGCGACGUUUC